AUGCUAUCCAUUGCUUCGCGCUUAAGAACCAUCUCCAGCAGAGUUGCUUUAACAUCCAUCAAGCCUAUUGCCCAAAAGACUGCUGUUAAAAGUGUGCCUAUCAUGUGCGCUCGUCGCACCUAUGCAACCAAAGAAGUAUCCUAUACAGUAGACAAGUUCCCGGGCUAUGUGCGUAAUGAGAAUUUUAAAAAGCUCACUGCUCAAGAUGUAGAGCAUUUCAAGACCAUCGUUGGUGAGAAUGGCUUGAUUCAUGACAAUCAAGACGAUUUAUUCGCUUUCAAUACCGAUUGGAUGCACAAAUUCCGUGGUAAAUCACAACUCGUAUUGAAGCCAAAGACCACACAACAAGUCUCUGAUAUCAUGAAAUACUGUAACCAGCAAAAAUUGGCUGUUGUGCCUCAAGGUGGUAAUACGGGUCUUGUUGGUGGAUCCGUGCCUGUAUUUGAUGAGGUGGUAUUGAGUCUGCAGGGCAUGAAUAAAAUUCGUAGCUUCGAUAAUGUAUCAGGUAUCUUGACAGCUGAUGCUGGCUGUGUGCUGGAAGUGCUUGACAACUGGUUGGGUGAGAAGGGCUACAUGAUGCCAUUGGAUUUAGGUGCCAAGGGAAGUUGCCAUAUUGGUGGUAAUAUUGCUACCAAUGCAGGCGGUUUGAGAUUGUUGCGUUAUGGAUCUCUUCAUGGCACUGUGUUGGGUUUGGAGGUCGUGCUUCCUGAUGGUACCAUUUUGGAUAACAUGUCUACCUUGAGAAAGGACAAUACUGGCUAUGAUUUGAAGCAGCUCUUUAUUGGAUCAGAGGGCACCAUCGGUGUCAUUACUGGUGUGUCCAUCCUCACUCCUCAUCGCUCAAAGGCUGUGAAUGUCGCUCUUUUGGGUUUGAACUCAUUUGAAGAUGUGCAAAAGGCGUUCAAGCAAUCUCGUGUGGAGCUUUCUGAGAUUUUGUCUGCCUUCGAAUUCUGGGAUACGAAUGCCCUUCAAAUGUUCAAAAAGCAUGCUACACCCAAGGAUGUUAUGGAGAAGGAGUAUCCCUUUUACGUUUUGAUUGAAACCAGCGGUUCCAACAAGGACCACGAUGAUGAGAAACUGACAAAUUACCUUGAGAAUAUGAUGGUCGAUGGUGUAGCAGAAGACGGUGUUGUGGCACAAGACGAGACACAGAUUCGUGGGCUUUGGAGUUUACGUGAAGGUUUUACCGAGGCAUUAGGUAAGGAGCCUGCUGUCUACAAGUACGAUAUCUCUAUGCCAGUGCCCAAGUUAUACGAAUGUGUCGAAGAUAUGCGCCAACAUCUGAGAGAUGGCGGUGUAUUUGGCCAACCUGACUCACCUGUUACUGAUGUUGUUGCUUAUGGCCAUGUGGGCGAUGGUAACUUGCACUUGAACAUUGCUGCUAGUCGUCUUGAGAGCCGUGUUUCUGCACUGAUAGAACCCUACUUGUUUGAAUGGGUGGCUAAUCAUCAAGGCUCCAUCAGUGCUGAGCAUGGUUUGGGUGUCGCAAAGAACGAGUUCUUGGGCUACUCCAAGUCGCCUGUUAUGAUUCAAAUGAUGAAGACCAUGAAGAACAUGCUUGAUCCCAAUGGUAUCAUGAACCCUUACAAGUAUCUUCCUUCCCAUUAG
Mucor velutinosus is the source of this 1608-nucleotide messenger RNA. Its product is annotated as S4 domain-containing protein. The transcript has 6 exons. Gene Ontology annotation, molecular function: FAD binding; catalytic activity. Lineage: Eukaryota; Fungi; Mucoromycota; Mucoromycetes; Mucorales; Mucoraceae. The coding region runs from base 1 to 1608 and encodes 535 amino acids. Gene Ontology annotation, cellular component: mitochondrion. The record is from RefSeq and is a predicted model, not a curated record.